UAACCUUACUUCUUAAGAACAUUUAGUAUAUUUAUAGUUGAAUUUUACGUUUCUCAAUUUAACAAUCACGUUAUGUAUAUAUUAAAACGUCAUUAAAUUAAAACUAAACGCGGGCUUCCUGUAAACCUCGAUGUAUUCGAAUUACUGACAAUUAUCUUUUCCGGUAGAAUAAAGUAUCAAGUGUCAAAGGAGACAUCAAAUAUACGAAGGAGGAAAUAUGGAUUGGUUUUUAAGUAUUUUCAUAUGUGGUCUGUUGGUGCAAGUGAUCGUUGCACCUCCGGUGACCAAAGACAAGGCUAAUGAAGAUCAUAAGGAGAAAGAAAGUCAGCCAGAGAUGGAAUAUCAUAGAUACUUGAAGGAAGUCGUGGAUGCCUUAGACAGUGAUCCAGAUUUUCGUGCAAAACUUGAGAAAGCCAAUGAGGAGGAUAUACGUACAGGAAAAAUAGCUCACGAAUUAGAAUUUGUGAAUCAUAGAGUAAGAACUAAAUUGGAUGAAUUGAAACGAGAAGAAUUGGAACGUUUAAGGCAUCUUGCAAUAAAGGAGAGUCAUUUGAACAAUGGUAUAGAUCUUAAACAUUUAAAGAUAGCCGAACAUUUAGAUCAUACUAAUUCACGCUCGUUUGAAAUCAACGAUUUGAAGAAACUAAUAGCUAAGACGACAGAAGAUUUAGAGGAAGCUGACAGACGUAGACGUGAACAAUUUAAGGAAUAUGAAAUGCAAAAGAAAUUCAAUGAAGAGCAAAAAUUAAAGGGUAUGAACGAGCAAGAAAAAGAACAGUAUAUGAAACAUAUUCAAGAAUUAAAAGAGAAAAGCAAAAAGCAUGCUCCUAUACACCAUCCAGGUAGUAAGGGUCAGUUAGAAGAUGUAUGGACCGAGCAAGACGAUAUGAAUAGCGAAGAUUUUGAUCUUAAAAAAUUCUUUUAUGUUCAUGACGUUGAUAAUAGUGGUUUUUGGGAUCAGAACGAAGUAAAGGCUUUAUUUUUAAAAGAUUUGGAUAAAUUGUAUGGCAAAGAUGCGCCGAUAACUGAUCCUCUUGAAAAGGAAGAAGAAAUGGAAAGAAUGAGAGAGCAUGUAUUUAAUGAAGCUGAUCUUAACAAGGAUGGUCUCAUAAGCUAUUCAGAGUUUUUGGAACAAGCCAAGAAACCAGAUUUCCAAGAAGAUCCAGGAUGGGAAACAUUGGGCGAACAAGAAAUUUUUACUAAAGAAGAAUACGAGGCUUAUAACAAACGUGUGCAAGAAAUGCUACAAAAGGAGCAUGGUAAUGCACCUCUACACGAUCAACAGUACCCACCACAACAUGUACCCGUAUUGCAACAACAAGUUGACAGCAAUCAAGUUAAUCAACAACAGUAUCAAUAUCAAGGACAACCGGUUCAACAGCAGUAUAAUCCGCAACAAAUUCCAGUACAACAACAAAAUUACCAAGGCCAAGUACCAAUCCAACAACAACAACAACCUCAUUAUCAACAAAUGCAACAACAGCAUUUGGAUCCUCAUCAAUAUCAAGGACAGAUGCCUCAAAAUGGACACAUUCAUGGGCAGGUACAAUCUAAUCAGAUUCCAAUACAACAUCAACAAAUACAGCAAGCGCAGCAAAUCCAACAACAACAGCAAUAUCAGCCACAGCAGCAACAACAGCAUAAUAAUCAAAUUCCACAGCAACAGCAACAGCAACAACAAAAUAUUCAAAAUACGAUAUCGCAGCAGCAACAUGUUCAAAAUCAAAUACCAUCGGUCCCGGAACAAAACAAGGAGAAUCCUGUGGUACAACAAAGUCUACCAUCGGCUGCCAAUUCCGCACAACAAAUUCAACCAAAUAGCAUAAACAAUGCUGGAAAAGCUUAAUCUAUAUAUACAUAUGUAAAAUA
This is a messenger RNA of Polistes dominula (European paper wasp), 1869 nucleotides long. It is a transcript of the gene NUCB1, whose product is annotated as Nucleobindin 1. The record is from RefSeq and is a predicted model, not a curated record. Gene Ontology annotation, molecular function: calcium ion binding. NCBI's taxonomy places the organism in Eukaryota, Metazoa, Arthropoda, Insecta, Hymenoptera, Vespidae. Gene Ontology annotation, cellular component: endoplasmic reticulum-Golgi intermediate compartment; extracellular exosome.